Messenger RNA from Betta splendens (Siamese fighting fish), 3034 nucleotides. It is a transcript of the gene etaa1b, whose product is annotated as ETAA1 activator of ATR kinase b. The transcript is spliced from 6 exons. The coding region runs from base 229 to 2094 and encodes 621 amino acids. NCBI's taxonomy places the organism in Eukaryota, Metazoa, Chordata, Actinopteri, Anabantiformes, Osphronemidae. The record is from RefSeq and is a predicted model, not a curated record.
GGCGGGCCCUCGCCGGCAUCCGUAGGGCGCUGACGUCACGCCUAAACAUGGCGGCUAGCUUUGAAUGAACGGCGACGGCAAAAAUACAAACACAACUGUAACCGAAGCAUGAGGAAACCGUGAAUGCAACGCAUCAACAGCACCGUUUCAAGUCGCGAAAGACAAACGAGGCCAAGAGUCAAAUAAUGUUCCGCAGAGUCGCCGUCCUUCCUGCUGUUUGUACGAGACAUGUCAGGGACAGGGGCGCACGCAGCGGCCUCCUCUGAGUUCACCGAGCUGUGGAGGACUGCUUCCAUAGCCUGUCGCGGCAAACCACAGGACAACAAACCUGGACAGCAAGUCCCCGACGCGGCGGCGCCUUCCGUUUGUAACGAUUUGCACAGUCCUAACCGCACAGGCAGAUACCUGAAUAAUGGGGAGUCUCCGUGUGAUGUGGAAGCGUCGCAGGAUAUUUUCUGGGAUUCUACGUCCCCCACUCAAGCUAAUGCAGGGUCUGGAUUCAGAAACAACAGAGUUGUGGAAAUAUCAGACAUUGUGAACCGUAUUGCUCCAAAGGAUGUAAAAGCAAACGCCACAGACUCCUUUCUGCUGCAGUGGAUCGGCGACAGUGCAGUCCCUUCCACACCUGAGAUUGCGAAGCCAAGACUCAGGAAAAGGUCCUGCAGGCAGAACAGUGUGGAGGAUCUAAUGAAACUCGCCAGGCAGUUUGAUGAGAACAUGCAGCAGGACAAGGAGUCUUCAGAGCAGCUCAUCUCCAUCAACAAUAACCUCAAUGAGUGUGUGAACACUUCCCAGACGAAACUGACAAAGGCUCCGUCCUCAUCAGAUCCAGUGGAGACAGAACUGCACGCUUUAUUUGACUGUUCCACUCAGAAAGUCAGUGGCCAGUUCAGCCAAGGAUCGUCUGUGCCGGCCAGUUCACAGGAAAUGAAAGACUUGCCUGGAAAAUUACACUUAACUGGACCCCAACAGUCAGAGCUCAAGCCAACUGACAAGUCCAGCUCAGCUGCACACCCUGCUGAACAGAAAGGAUGUCAGGGUUUUAGUGCGAGCCACUGUGAUGACUUUGAUGAUGACUGGGAGAAUGAUGACCUGCUUAAUGACUCGUUUAUCCUGGCAAUGACCCAGAAUCCUGACCAGCAACCUGACACUUACCCUGAAAACACCUUGGAGGCUAAGUCCAAGACAAACACUACUCAGGUCACCCCUGUUUACAGUACUGGCAGUACAAACGCUACCCAUCAGCCUUCAAGCUUGCACUCCAAGCCGAACUGCAGUGCACUGCAGGAAUUGUGUCCCAAACCAAAGACUACCAACCGAAGCACUUUUAAGUUAGAGCCCAACCCUUACUUCCAGUCUAUAGCAGCUGCCAAGGACGUUUCCAAGCCGAACUUCACUGUUGUACAAACUAAAACACAGAUGUCUGACAGGAAAACUGCCAGGCCAAAGACACUGGCUACCCCUCAACCUGACAACAUCACGAAUCAUCAAAAGGAAGCUUGUGUAGCAGCAGGCUCUUCUAUAGACAUUUCAGACAGUCUGUGGGAUGAUGGGGAAGAUGACGCACUACUCUACCAGGUAUGUGACACUGUGGAGAGGAUCUCCAACAGUCAGCCUCAGCACAUGAGCUCCAGUAACUGCCAAGAAAGACAGGAUAUUAACCUAAACGGACAGCAAAAAGCCAGUGUACCCCUGGCAAUCGGCACCGUCUGGACUGUGAAGCCCGGGGCCAGACGGUCAUUGCAGGACUGUGUUCAACCUAACUCCUUACCAAGUACUAACAUUCCCAUUAAGGGUGCCAGCAUCAAGUCCUGGAUGUCUCACAGCCUCCCAGGAAGCCGUGAGAGUCUGGGUUCGUUUGGCCAGUGUAAAGAAUCCUCUGGAACUUUCCAUGACAACAGUGGUAACAUGGACACGAAGCCACGGACAGUGAAGUCUCAUCACACAGCCUUCAAAAGACAUGUGUCAGACUCCGCUAUAGACAACAAGGCUUUUAUCACAACCGGGAAGUGCUCUGCAGCUGAGAUUGAGAGGAAGAAACAGGAAGCCUUGGCCAGGAAACGUCUGCGUAUGCAGAAUGCCUCAAAACCAUAAAGGAGGUCCGUCUUUACUGGUCCUUACUGAAGGGACGUCGUCAUACUGUCACGUUAUCAAACUAAUCAUUCCAAGCACCUUCUGCUAAAGACGUCCAGCCUUUCUAAUUUAGCAGGCUGCGGAUGAUUUGUUUGACACUACACAUAAAAGGCCUUGUUUCCUAAUCAAGGCUUGUGACUGCCUGUUGAGAACUGCUGGACAUUUUUGCUGCUUAUGGAAAAAUAUGUUUACAAGUAGUUAAAGCACAGUUGGAUGCAGGUUGCACAUCUGGUGAUGGAAGAACAGCAGAUUUCUGGAGCCUUUUCUUUUUUAUACUCAUGGAGUUAGAAAAAAAAGUAAAUAGAGGCCACACUUCUGUUUCCCAGCUGCUCUGGUCAUUUCAGCCUUUAAACACAUUUAGGAUGUUUAACUGAUUUUGUGAAGAAGUAAAUAGUUUUAUAUCAGUGUUAAUUAAAUGGAAAUGGACUGACAGCGUGUUGUUGAUGAUAUGCAUCACAAACUGAUAACUACAGUGCCUUAUUAACAUUUCUUUAAAAUAUAUGCUGUAUUUAGAAUCCAGUAUUUAGUAGUUGUUUUGCUUCAUUAGCAGGAAAUCAAUUUUGUUGUAACAUUCUUUUCCUUGGGGCCCAAAUACAUAUUUAACAGAUCAAAAAAUCUCUGUUUAUAUGUGACUUUUAGUUUUUACUGUUUAUAUAUUUCAAAUCAGAAUCAAGUGCUGUUCCUGUCACACGCUUUACAGACCCUUCUAUGCACCUUUCAAAAUGUAUUCUUAGUUACACAGGGCAACGCUAAAGUUAGUCGUAGAGGUUUUCUGUUUUAACUCCAGCUCCUGUCACUUCACAGCAAAUUAUGGAUUUUGGCGUUUUCCUAAUUUGUCUGUCAUAAUGUCUAUGUCUUGUGCGAACCCACAUAUCUAAAUACAGUUGGUUGCUAAAACAGA